AUGGCUGCUUAUGGAUCUCAAGCUGUCAACAAGAGGCAGAAGACAACAACAAAGGAAGUAGGUCGAAAUGUUGACUUCAAUGAGUUUUUUCCAGGAAAUAAUUUGCAGUCGCAUGCUGGCAAUGUUCAUAAACUCUGGGAUGAUGAUACACAAACCCAAGAAAAUUAUAAGAGGCGUUUAAAAGCUGCUUUUGAAUUUUACUACAAACUUGGAGUUAAAUAUUGGACUUUUGAAGAUCGUAAUGUUGCUAUUGAGGGUAGCACCUGGGAGGAAACUUGUCAAAACAUUGAUGAUACAGCACACUUGGUGGCAGAAUUACAGUUACACACAGGAAUGAAACCUUUAUGGGUCACCUGUGACUUGAACAAACAUUCUAGAUACAGGCAAGGGGGUUUCACUAACCCAGAAUCUAAUAUUGUGGCCACAGCUGCAGCCCAAGUGAAGAAAGGAAUGGAAAUGGCCAACCGACUAGGAGCUGAAUGUUUUUUGGUGAAAGAUUCUAAUGAAGGCUACAGCAGCAUUUUGAACACAGACAUGUCUCGAGAACUACGUCACUAUUCACGCCUUUUAAAGACAACUGCAGAUUACAAGGAGCGUUUAAAUUUCCGAGGCCAACUUUUGUUUCAACCCUGCUCCCAGAAAUAUAAUUCAACUGUCCUCCAACAUAGCUAUGCACCAAACGCUCUUGCUGCUUUAUGCCUCCUUAGGCAUUAUGGAUUAGAGCGCCACUAUAAGUUGGACAUUAUGCCUUCAGAUGAAGUGUUCCUUGCAAGUGUGUAUGGGACAGUGGGAUGCCUUGAAAUUGUUCAGCCCUUUCAUUAUCAAGACGUAGCUUUUUCUACUCUAUUGAUGAAAAAUGUCAUUGAACAGGGUGGUUUGCAACCUGGAGGAGUGAACAUUGGUAUACCUAAUUCAAGGGGUAUGUUUGAUAUCAAAGACAUGUUUGCAGCUUACAUCAGUGUUAUUGACAUGUAUGCACAAAGUCUUCGUAAAGCCUCAAAGCUGAUAUCUGAUGGAUUGUUCACCAAAAAUUUACAGGUACCUUUUUCAAAGGAUCUAGCUCUACGAGAUGGUAAGAUGAGUGAGCAACGUUACCUCAGUUUCCAUACUGGAUUUGGCAGUCGCUUAGAGAGUGGAGAAGCUGAUUUAGAAGAUUGUGAAGAUCAUAUUCGUCGACAACCUGCAGAUGUAAUGUUGACUUCUGGCCAGGCUGAAUAUUGGCGGGCAAUUUUUACUCACUACUUAUAAACUAAGAAGCUUAAAAAAUGGUUUCAAGAGAAUUCAUUAUGCCAUUUAAUUUACUAACUUUAACCUUCUUUUGCUUAAUUUUAAAUCUCUUUCUCCAAUGCUAAUUCUGUGAAUGAAAUUUAGCUCUGUUAGGGUUAAAUCAAUAAAAGAUUACUUUUCAUUUUUAAUUGUCGACUUUUACAAAAGAAUAUAAUCAAUUGCAAAUUGAAAGUUAGAUCACAUUGAUAACAUAAUGAGAAUUCAAUAAAAAAUAGUGUUGUGCUCUUGGGAAUUUUAAAAUCUAUUGAGCACUAGAAAACAAUUUGAAAUGCACAUCAAGAACAUUUUUUUAUUAGUAUUAUACACAAUAUUGUAUCAGAAAAUUAGUAAUUGUCAGUAAAGUCCUAAAAGCAAGU
Molecule: messenger RNA, 1643 nt
Organism: Gryllus bimaculatus (two-spotted cricket)
Lineage: Eukaryota; Metazoa; Arthropoda; Insecta; Orthoptera; Gryllidae
Source: the annotation of a GenBank genome assembly